Molecule: messenger RNA, 1343 nt
Organism: Calliphora vicina (urban bluebottle blowfly)
Lineage: Eukaryota; Metazoa; Arthropoda; Insecta; Diptera; Calliphoridae
Gene: mRpS22
Product: mitochondrial ribosomal protein S22
Exons: 1
Coding region: 82-1251 (389 amino acids)
Cellular component (GO): mitochondrial small ribosomal subunit
Molecular function (GO): structural constituent of ribosome
Source: RefSeq, a predicted model, not a curated record
GAAAGAACUGCAUGCGGCGCAGGAAUCUUGUUAUAAAACCAUUAUUUUCAAAGAAAAUCAUAAUAUUAUUAAAAAAUAAUAAUGUCUUUGUUAAAACAAAUCAGUUUGUUAACUAACUUACGCAAUGCGGCCAUUAAAAUCUCUGUGCGAACGUCAUCUACCAAGGGAGUAACAUUGUCAUACGACAAAGAUCCGCAACCUUUAUUUACCGAUCCAGAGACACAAAAGUUGUUAAAAUCCAUUACCCAGUUAAAGCUCAACAAAAUAUUUCGUAAACAUACCACCAAGGAUAAUUCGGUAGAAUAUAAAUUCAUGACCACCGAAGAGUUGGAGGAAGAGUUCCGUAAAACCGUAGAAAAAGCCAAAAUAAAGUUACAAAUGCCACCAGUAGUUAAUAUUAAAGAAGAUGAACAGAGAAUAAUUUCAGAGGAUAAAGCCUUAAAAGGAUUUUCUAAUACAAAAUUUGUUAUUACAGACAUUACCUUCGGUGUACGUAAUACCGAUCGUAAAGUAGUGGUACGUGAAACAGAUGGUACUUUGCGUUAUGCCCCCAUGGAUGUAGCCAAGCGCAUGAAACAACUGUACGUGCCCAUGGAGGGUCGUAAUAUACAGUUACCUAAAAUGUUUGAAGAUGAACACUUGCAAAGAUGUUUGGAAGAACAUAAGUAUGAAUUCAUUUUGGAUCGCAUUUUGGUUCAGUACGAUCCCAACGAAUCGGAAUUCCAUAGGAUUAGCGCUAAGGUAUUUCAGCAUUUGAAUGAAACCAAAGAAUUCGAACAAUUGCGUUCAACUCGCCACUUCGGUCCUAUGGCAUUUUUCUAUGCCUGGCACAAAACGAUCGAUGAUCUGCUGUAUGACAUGAUUAGACGUGAUUAUUUGCGAAAUGGCGCUGAACUCAUUUCUCUUUAUUAUAAAAUCCACAGUAUGUCAGAAAAUUAUUCCGAACUUUUGGCCAAACUUGAUCAGUAUAAUGGUUUAGAAGAUCCCGCCCUUAAAGAAUUAAAAAGUACUUUGAAAUCUUCGAUCAACGAGGAUAUACACGAAGAAAUUGAAACAGCCAUUGGAAAGUCAGCAAAAGACUUUGAGGUAGAUGAAUUAUGUUUGAAAUUUAUCGAUAACUAUGUAGCCUCUCAUGCUCUAAAGAAAGUACAAUUGGAACUGGCCAUACAAACGCUGAAAGAAAUUAAUGCUGAAAAGAAACAACUGUAUGAGGGUCUAAGUAAGGCACAUGGAGUACAAAAAUCAAGUUAAUUUUAUGAAAUUGUUGAAAUAUUGUUUAUUAUAAACUAGUAAUCUAAAAUAAAGGCAGUCGAGAAUAAAAACGAAAAAUAACAAUGUAAAAA